CUGAACCCAUUUACCAACCCCCCUCUACAGCCGUGGUUUCUAAGGUUCUUUCCACCGGAAGCUACGACAAAAGGAAAUGUAUGCGUGGGGAGGGGUUGUGGGAGAGUAGUUCAGGCUUCUGACACAGACUACACCCAGAGAAAGAAGAGCAAGCGCCAUGUUGAAUCCAUUCUUGCCAUCUAGAUCCUUCUUACUCCUUCAGCUGCUCCUGCUAGGGGUAGGGUGCAGCUCCAAGGUCCUCAUGCUCAGUAAGAAUGAAGACACCAAAGCCGAUUUCUUCCUUGGACACACCAGUGUUCCUACUCGGCCCCUCCCAGAGGUUCAAUGCUUUGUGUUCAAUGUCGAGUAUAUGAAUUGUACUUGGAAUAGCAGUUCUGAGCCCCAGCCGACCAACCUGACUCUGCACUAUAGGUACCAAAGAUCUGAUAAUAAAUUCCGGGAGUGUGGCCACUAUCUGUUCUCAGGAGAGAUUACUUCCGGCUGUCAGAUACAAAAAGAGGAGAUCCAGCUCUACCAGACAUUUAUCGUCCAGCUCCAGGACCCUUGGAGACCCCAGAGGCAGGCUGAACAGAAGCUAAACCUUCAGAAUCUUGUGAUCCCAUGGGCUCCGGAGAAUCUAACACUUUACAACCUGAGUGAAUCCCAGCUAGAGCUGAGCUGGCAGAGCAGAUACAAAGAACACUGUUUACAACACUUGGUGCAGUACCGGAGCGACCGAGACCGAAGCUGGACGGAACAAAUAGUGGAUCAGAACCCUAGAUUCUCCUUGCCUAGUGUGGAUGGGCAGAAACUGUACACAUUCCGGGUUCGGAGCCGCUUUAACCCCCUCUGUGGAAGUGCUCAACACUGGAGUAAAUGGAGCCAACCUAUUCACUGGGGAAGCCAUACUGCAAAGGAGAAUCCUUCCGUGUUUGCGCUGGAAGCUGUGCUCAUCCCCGUUGGCUCCAUGGGAUUGAUUAUUACCCUGAUCUUUGUGUAUUGUUGGCUGGAACGGGCAAUGCCUCGAAUUCCCACCAUCAAGAAUCUAGAGGAUCUGGUUACUGAAUACCACGGGAACUUUUCGGCCUGGAGUGGUGUGUCUAAAGGGCUGACUGAGAGUCUACAGCCAGACUACAGUGAACGGUUCUGCCACGUCAGUGAGAUUCCUCCCAAAGGAGGGGCCCUAGGAGAGGGGCCCGGAGGUUCCCCUUGCAGUCUGCAUAGCCCCUACUGGCCUCCUCCAUGUUAUUCUCUGAAGCCUGAAGCCUGAGCCUCAAUCCCUUGAUGGAAUCUCAGGGUCCUAUAGCUCUAAGUGACGCUCACCUCCCCCUGUCAUUUUGCCAAUCUGGAUCCAAUGCCUAUCGCACGCCCCCCCUCCCCACCCACCCCGUGGCUAAUUUUCAAUUUCCUGCCCCAUGUAACUGCUCCUCCAUUCAAUAUGCUCUACUUGAGAAAUACCCCUUGUCCCUUUUCCCUGCACAAGCCCCAUCCCCUCCCCCAAGUCUGGCACCUUCCCUUGUUUUUGGAGACAGUCUUACCCUGUAGCCCUGGGUGGCUGGGAACCCACUAUGUAGGCUGGGCUGGCCUCUACCUCCCAGACUCUCCUCCCGCCUCAGCCUCCAGAGUGUUUGGGUUAUCAGUACGCACCGCCAAGCCCAGCACAGUCCUUCUCUUUUACAGGCUCCUCCCUCCCUUUUUCCACCUACCAUUGAAUUGUUCCUCAAUCAACGAGAAAUAAAGUUUCUACCAAUGAUCA
Molecule: messenger RNA, 1735 nt
Organism: Peromyscus californicus insignis
Lineage: Eukaryota; Metazoa; Chordata; Mammalia; Rodentia; Cricetidae
Gene: Il2rg
Product: interleukin 2 receptor subunit gamma
Exons: 8
Coding region: 158-1249 (363 amino acids)
Biological process (GO): cytokine-mediated signaling pathway
Cellular component (GO): membrane; external side of plasma membrane
Molecular function (GO): protein binding; cytokine receptor activity
Source: RefSeq, a predicted model, not a curated record